CAGUCAGUUGAAUAAUCCGGGUCCGUCUCCUGUUGCGCUGAGUCUGGAUAUGGAAAUGUCGCGCGCAAACGCACGGCGCGUCUCCAUGAGCCUUUCCUUAAUGUUGUUGGACGGAUUUCGGACCGCGUGAACUAUGAAUGAAUAUAACCUAAAGAUGAAUCUCUCCUUGGUGAACUCCUCCUCUUGGAAAGCGGAGUCGCUGGUCAUUUCUUUGGGCUUUUCGGUAAUUUUCCUGCUCGGCACCGUGGGAAACUCUCUGGUCCUCGCGGUUCUGUUCCGUAACGGGCAGAUGAACACCAAAACCACCAACAUGUUCAUCUUCAACCUCGGGAUAGCAGAUCUGUGCUUUAUUGUUUUCUGCGUGCCCUUUCAGGCCACCAUCUACACCCUGGAUGAGUGGGUGUUCGGUCCUGUGGUAUGUAAGGUGGUGCACUUCAUCAUUUUCCUCACCAUGUACGCGAGCAUCUUCACCCUGACAGCUGUUUCCCUGGACAGGUAUUUAGCUAUUUGCUACCCGCUCCGCUCUAGAGGGAUGAGAACCCCCAAGAACGCGGUCAUCUCCAUCUGCCUGGUCUGGGCCUUGGCGCUGGUUUUCUCUGGCCCAUAUCUCAGCUACUACUCACAGAUGGACCUGGCUGGCACUGUGGUGUGUAUUCCUGACUGGGAGUCCAAGCCACGCAUCAUCAUGGACGUGUGCACCUUCGUCUUCGGCUACCUCAUCCCCGUCCUGGUGCUCGGCCUCACUUACGCCCGCACCAUCCGGUACCUGUGGACCAGCGUGGACCCCGUGAAGGACAUGUCCGAGUCGAGGCGGGCCAAACGUAAAGUCACCAAGAUGAUCAUCGUGGUGGCGGCUCUCUUCUGCCUCUGCUGGCUGCCCCAUCACGUGGUCAUCCUCUGCAUGUGGUUCGGAAGCUUCCCGCUCAACCACACCACCUACGUCCUGCGCAUCCUGUCCCACCUGGUGGCCUACACCAACUCCUGCCUCAACCCCAUCGUCUAUGCGCUCAUCUCCAAGCACUUUCGCAAAGGUUUCAGGAAGGUGUUCAGCUGCUCCCUGAGGAGGAAGGAGGUCAACAAGGUGCACGUGGUUCAGGCGGUGAACACGGUCAGCAGCAUGGAGACGUCCAACUGAACACAAACACAUUGAACCUGACAAGAUGGAGGACAGGAUGAGCCAACUGAAAAUUAUGAACAUACUCAAAAACGUGCUUUAGAUGAAACUAUGUCCCAAAAGUAUUACAUUCACUGAACUAAAAGCAUCAAGCCUGUGGAGCAGACUUGUCUUUAAGGAAAGACCCUAAUGACACAACUGUUACAAAUGAGAAUACCUUAGACCUCAGAAAAGCUGAAGAGGCUUCCUGCACUGAA
Molecule: messenger RNA, 1371 nt
Organism: Trematomus bernacchii (emerald rockcod)
Lineage: Eukaryota; Metazoa; Chordata; Actinopteri; Perciformes; Nototheniidae
Product: galanin receptor type 2
Exons: 2
Coding region: 134-1135 (333 amino acids)
Biological process (GO): G protein-coupled receptor signaling pathway
Cellular component (GO): membrane
Molecular function (GO): G protein-coupled receptor activity
Source: RefSeq, a predicted model, not a curated record